AUGGCGUUCGAAUCGCUGUCCCCCGGCGGCUUUCCAGUAACCGAUGGCACGGUGGCAGACCUCGCCGACGCCGCGGGAGCCGCCGCUCUGCCCAUCUUCGACGUGCUUCCAGUACAGCUGCAGUUUUCAAUUGCGGCCGAUUUCGUGGCGGGCCAGGCAGCGAACAAUGUGCUAGUGAUAGCGCUGUUGAAUGGGAGGAUCCUAAGGAUUGAUUUGAAUAAACCAGAGGAUAUUGAUGAUAUCGACCUCCCCAAAAAGCCGGCCGAUCCCGGGACGAUCCGGCGCAUGUUCCUCGACCCGACCGCCUCUCACCUACUCAUAUGCACCACGCUUGGCGAGAACUACUACCUACACUCACAGUCGCGCCAACCGCGCCCGCUCGCACGCUUGCGCGGUGUGUCCGUCGAGUCGGUCGCCUGGAACCCGGCCCUCCCGACCUCAUCCACCCGCGAGAUCCUGAUUGGAGCCGCUGACGGCUACGUCUACGAAGCCUCGAUCGAGACUUCCACGGAGUUUUACCGGAAAGAGGACAAGUAUGUCAAGCUGCUACAGAAGUUACCCGACGGACCGGUCACAGGCCUGUGGGUGGAUGCGCUGUCGUCAGGGCCGGGGUCUGCGCAGGGGAAAAACCAUCAUCCUAACGCUCAUAACCACCAACAACAAGAUCUGAGGAGGGUGGUGAUAGCGACGCAGAGCCGGCUGUUCCAUUUCGUGGGCAAGGUCGCGCGCGGCCACGAUGGGAGUGGGUCGAUUUACACCAAUCUGUUCGAGAGCGAACGGCCCGUUAUUCACGAACUGAGCGGGGCAUCGGCUGCCACUGCCGCCUCUAUGCUAGUGAUCUCGCCCGACGCUGAGGAGGCGCCGCGCUUCCGCGGAGAUGAGGAAGUUGGGGAGCGGGCGUUUGCCUGGUUGUCGAGCCAUGGUGUGUAUCACGGGAAACUGUUGGUAGAAGGCGCCGGGCCGGAGCUGGGAGCUAAAGUGUUUGCCGAGGCAAAGCUGCUUCCCAGAGCGCAAUUGACCAGUCCGGAUGGUGCCAAAAGGCAGCAGCCGGUGUCCACCGAAUACAUCGACGCCAUUGCCUUGACACAGUGGCACAUUGUCUGCCUGGUCGGGACGCGCGUCGUGGUGGCUAACCGUCUGACAGGGUCGAUUGUCUACGACCAAACCAUCCUAGACCCCGGGCAGAAGGCGGUUGGGCUAUGCGUGGACCUGCAGAAGAACACGUUCUGGCUUUUUACGUCCCAGGAGAUAUUCGAAAUCGUGCCGCGCGAUGAGGAUCGGGAUAUCUGGAAGAUCAUGCUGAAGCUGGAGCAGUUUGACGCUGCUUUGCAGUACGCGCAUACACCAGCGCAACGAGACGCCGUGGCGAUUGCGUCGGGCGAUUACCUUGUGGGCAAGGGGAAAUAUGGCGAGGCAGCGGGCGUAUAUGGCAAGAGUAGCAAGGCGUUCGAGGAGGUGGCGCUCACGUUCAUCGACAACGGCCAACCCGACGCGCUGCGAAAGUAUCUCCUCACGAAGCUGAGCUCGUAUAAGAAGUCAUCGAUCAUGCAGCGCAUCAUGAUUGCGGCAUGGUUGGUUGAGGUGUUCAUGGCCAAGCUGAAUUCGCUAGACGACACAAUCGUCACGGGAGCCGAGCUGUCCGACACGCUGAACACCAAGCAGACGAGGGAGCAGCUCGAUGCAGUACGGUCAGAUUUUCAGGAUUUUGUCAACCGGUACAAAUCGGAUCUCGAUCAGAAAACCGUCUACGAUAUCAUCAGCAGCCACGGCCGAGAGGAGGAGCUGCUAUACUACGCCAACGCCGUGGGCGAUUACAAUUAUGUCCUAUCCUACUGGGUGCAACGGGAGCGGUGGUCGGAGGCGCUCAAGGUGCUCAAAAAGCAGACGGAUGCCGAAGUGUUUUACCGGUACAGCAGCGUGCUUAUGACGCAUGCGGCGACGGAGCUGGUCGAGAUUCUGAUGCGGCAAAGCAAUCUCAACCCACGGAGCCUCAUCCCCGCCAUGCUGGAGUACGACCGCAACUACAAGGGGCCGCUGACGCAGAACCAAGCCAUCCGCUACCUCCAGUACGUCGUCAACCAGCUCGGCUCCGCUGACUCGGCCGUCCAUAACACCCUCGUUUCCAUUUAUGCCUCACAUCCGUCCAAAGACGAGUCUGCGCUGUUGUCGUACUUGGAAGCCCAAGGCGAUGAGCCCAGAUUCGACCCGGACUUUGCCCUCCGCCUAUGUAUCCAGCACCGCCGUGUGCUCUCCUGCGCCCGUAUCUACACCAGUAUGGGUCAAUAUGUACAGGCCGUCGCCCUGGCCUUGUCCCACGACCAGGUCGAACUCGCUUCCAUCAUCGCCGACCGGCCCAUGUCCAACCCAAUACUACGCAAGAAACUCUGGCUCGCCGUCGCCAAAAAAGUCAUCUCCCAACAAUCCGGCGGCGGUAUCAAGACGGCCAUCGAGUUCCUCAAACGCUGUGACCUACUCAAGAUCGAAGACUUGAUUCCCUUCUUCCCCGACUUUGUCGUUAUCGACGACUUCAAGGAGGAAAUAUGCGCCGCGCUCGAGGACUACAGCCGGAACAUCGACGCGCUCCGCCGCGAGAUGGACGAAUCCAGCCUGACGGCUGCCAACAUCAAGGUCGAUAUUGCCGCCCUCGACCGGCGGUAUGCCAUUGUCGAGCCGGGCGAGAAGUGCUAUGCCUGUGGACUGCCCCUGCUGAGCCGCCAGUUCUUUGUGUUUCCCUGCCAGCACGCGUUUCAUUCGGAUUGUCUCGGCCGGAGGGUGCUGGAGCAGAGUGGGGAGGCGAAAGCGAAGAGGAUACGGCAGUGUCAGGUGCAGAUUAGUAAGGGGUUGGUGAGUGGGGAGAAGAGGGAUGCGAUGAUUGCUGAGUUGGAUGCGUUGGUGGCUUCGGCGUGUAUUUUGUGCAGCGAGUACGCCAUCCGGAGGAUUAAUGAGCCAUUCGUCAAGGAGAGUGAGGACACGGAAGAGUGGGCGUUGUAG
Messenger RNA from Dichotomopilus funicola, 2991 nucleotides. RefSeq names its product Pep3/Vps18/deep orange family-domain-containing protein. Gene Ontology annotation, molecular function: protein-macromolecule adaptor activity. The transcript has 3 exons. NCBI's taxonomy places the organism in Eukaryota, Fungi, Ascomycota, Sordariomycetes, Sordariales, Chaetomiaceae. Gene Ontology annotation, cellular component: endosome; HOPS complex. Bases 1 to 2991 code for a protein of 996 amino acids. Gene Ontology annotation, biological process: organelle fusion; vacuole organization; endosome organization. The record is from RefSeq and is a predicted model, not a curated record.